Molecule: messenger RNA, 683 nt
Organism: Vitis vinifera (wine grape)
Lineage: Eukaryota; Viridiplantae; Streptophyta; Magnoliopsida; Vitales; Vitaceae
Exons: 2
Coding region: 1-621 (206 amino acids)
Source: RefSeq, a predicted model, not a curated record
AUGAAAGAGUCUCAAGAGAGUGGCAUAAGCUAUAGUGGGAGCAAUGACAUACUUUCUCAAGCACUAGGUACUCCUGAGUAUAUUGGUCGGGUUCGAGCUAAAGGGAAGCACUACAUGCCUGGACGAUAUUUCAAUAGUAUGUCAGAACGUGUUGUGAGGGAUAUUUUAAAAGCAACUCAAGAACAUCAAGUUAAGUUUGAGGCUGAUGUGUUAGCGAGACUAUCUCAGAUAGGAGUUGCUACACCACAAUCUGAUGUGAGUAGUUCCAACAUGAAAUCAAAACUGUUGCUUCUACCAGAAGUAGUGGAGAAACCAAUUCGUAAAGUUGAGGAGGACACCUUACCUGUGAAAAUAGAACCACACAUGAAGGCAAGAAAAUGUGAGUUGGCAGUAGGGACCAGAGAAAAUAUAGUGGCUGGUGGAACAAUUGUAAUGGAUUGUGGUCCCAACUACCUAGUUGUUUUGGAUGCUCCCUAUGAGUCAAAUACACCACUUCCUAUUCCCAUUCCUAGACAAGCUACAACAGUUGGAGCGGCAGUGGGCUACCAAGUUUUAUGGCCAACCCAUUUAGUCAAUUUGAGUACUAAAUUCAUUAAGGUGUGUUAUUUUCAUUUGCAAUAGUUUAUAAAGAUAUGUAUAUCAUUUGAAAACAUGGUGCUUUCUUUUAUAGGGAUCUCACAAAG